Ctenocephalides felis (cat flea) is the source of this 450-nucleotide messenger RNA. RefSeq lists its product as uncharacterized. The record is from RefSeq and is a predicted model, not a curated record. The annotation marks the transcript as partial. Gene Ontology annotation, molecular function: transmembrane transporter activity. The transcript is spliced from 4 exons. Lineage: Eukaryota; Metazoa; Arthropoda; Insecta; Siphonaptera; Pulicidae.
AUGGUGAUUAAUUGUAUUUCUAUAAUAUUCAAGCCACAUAGCAAGAUGGUGUCUAACGAUGAUGUAGUGGGUACCUCAGGGCCCUCCAGCGCGCCCCAAGAUGUUGGCAACCCUCCCAUCGUUAUUUGUUCCACUGACCCAAAUGCGGCGGAACCCCAAAAGCCACUGGAACCCCAACAAACACUCAUCGAAAGCACCAUCUCCCCAAAACGAUUCUCACCACUCACCAGACAGGUUCUGGCAGCUUCUGGUCCCAUAAUGGCAACUGUAGCUGCUGGAAUGACAUCAGGUUAUUCGGCGAUUUUAUUACCCCAACUAAAACUCGCAGAUAGUCCUAUUCAAAUUGACACUGAACAAGAGUCCUGGAUUGCAUCAGUGGCAGCUUUGCCUAUGUCGGCGGGUUGUUUGAUAUCAGGAGUUUUGAUGGAGCGAUAUGGAAGACGAGCGACC